Patiria miniata (bat star) is the source of this 2618-nucleotide messenger RNA. Its product is annotated as neutral cholesterol ester hydrolase 1-like. The transcript is spliced from 4 exons. The record is from RefSeq and is a predicted model, not a curated record. Bases 232 to 1569 code for a protein of 445 amino acids. Lineage: Eukaryota; Metazoa; Echinodermata; Asteroidea; Valvatida; Asterinidae. Gene Ontology annotation, cellular component: membrane. Gene Ontology annotation, molecular function: carboxylic ester hydrolase activity.
AAAGUUGAUGUCUUUUUCCCCACUGCUAAACAAAAAAGACGUUUAAAUAAUUGCUAGUAAACUCAAUUAACCACUUGUAACCAUGCGGGCUGGAAGUAUUUAAAGCAGUGACUGAGCAGUUUUGUGCACUGCCGAUAGCAAUGCGAUUUCAAUUGUGUUUCUUUUUUACUUGUAAGCUUAUCAAAAGGUUGAGUGUAAAUACUGAAUACGGUCAGACAGAGCUGGUGUACAAUGGCAGUGAACCUUGAGUUAAUUCACGUCUGCACAAACGCUUUGUUGGUUUCGCAGUCUGCCGAUCAAACACCUCGGUACACACAUGCGGUGGUGUUCAUAUUUUUGGCGAAUGGCGAAGCAAUAAUGGUGCACGUACGAGGAAUACUGCUAGCGUUUGUGGUGGCGGUGGUUGCAGUGGCGACCUAUAUAGUGCUCGAGCCUAUCCCUGAGGGUGUAGACAGCCCAUGCACGCUGAAAAUUGUUUCGAAUUUUCUGAUAUUGUCUCCUUAUGGUAUGAAGGCCCUACCGACUGGGCUCGUCGACUGGCUGGAUGAGCGAUUCAGGGCGCACUCCCGGGCGAGCGAGCCGCGAGUACCGUACAGAGACGCGGUGUUUGACCGGGUACCAGUCCGGAUAUUUGCCGAUGAGCCCGCGGGAGAGAAGACCGAUAAACGGCCGGCCAUCGUCUUCUACCACGGCGGAGGUUUUGUAAGUAGUAGCGUAGAUAUGCACCACUCGUUAACGGCGAUGCUGGCACGGGAACUGAAUGUCGUUGUGGUUUCUGUUGAUUACCGUUUGGCGCCAAAAUAUCCAUUCCCCGCGGCAAUAGAUGACUGCACAGCAGCUACAGUCUGGUUCCUGAAGCACAUUGGCGAUUUCAACGUUGAUCCUGGGAGAGUUGCCAUCAUGGGCGACAGCGCUGGGGGCAACCUGGCAGCAGCCACGGCACAACGGUUAACCUUUGACCCCGAGUACCGUGACCUGCCCAGACCCAAGUUGCAAGUCUUGAUCGUUCCGUGCUUGCAGGCCUUUGACUUCCACACGCCUUCCUAUCAGCAAAAUGGAAAAUACAAUACACUCAUAUUGAGGAGAAUAACUAUGGCUACUUAUUGGAAUAAGUAUCUCCUUGGUAACAAGGGUGACGUCACGGAGGCAAUGCUGAUCAAUAAUCACACCUCGGCUGCCGCCAAAAGCUCCCCGUUGGUCCAAAAAUGCCUCUCGCGCGACCUCAUCCCUGACGAGUUUAAGAGACCAGACUACAGAGCGCCCUCAAACGACUUCGGCGAUGACGCCCUCUACGAGGAGAUCAAAGACGUCCUCUUGGAUCCAGACUACGCUCCUCUCAUGCGAGAAGACCUGAGAGGACUCCCAGAGGCUUACAUCCUGACCGCCGAGUAUGACGUCUUGAGGGAUGACGGCAUCAUGUACGCCAAGCGACUGGAGAAGGCGGGAGUGCCAGUCACUUGGAAACACUACAAGACGGGUUUUCACGCCUUGUUUGGCAAUUUGAUUCCCUCUGAAGUGGGCAAGCAAGGCGAUAAGGAUUUUCUGCAAUUUGCACUGAAGAAACUGUAAGCGCACGAAGUUCAAAACCAGUAGGUGAUAUUGUUUGGGGCUUUUGUUUACUUUUUUUUUUAUCAAGAAACGACAAUCAUAUCAAAAUAGAGAAUAUCUACCGAUAUUUUCGCGAAUGCAAACAGUGCGGAACAGCUCGAGUUAUGGUGUAACGAUUCUGAAUUUGCGCGAAGAAACUCUUGUUGCCUAAGUUAAAGGGUGAAUGAAAUAGAAUUCUUUUUCUUAUGCAUGCAGUCCUAGAAAAUGCACCUUUGUGCCCAUUUCCAUUUUAUUCCAAUCCCCAUGUUGACUUUUUUUCCGACCCUGAGCGUCUUUGGCGUUUUUUGGGGUUUUUAUGCUAAUGCGAAUUUCCAAAUUCAUUUAGCAAAAAUGUGAUGCCUUACGAGGCAUUACUUCAGGGGUUUUUUUUGGUUUGCAACUUGAGCAGAAAUCCACCAACACGGAGAUUGAGCCCUGAAAAAAACGUAACAACAGUGCCCUCAAAUGUCAGGAUAAGUACGGGAUAUGUGAGCAUUGUUAAAAAUACAUGCUCUUCACAAUUAUUUUUUUUUACUAAAAAAUGAUGUCGCAAAGUCUGAAAACAAAUAAGAGCAAUGAAGUCCUACACACAAUAUGUUCCAGUGUAAAAUCAAUCGCAUUGCCCCUUUAACCAAUAAAGAGAGAUUUUGAUUUAUUGUUAAUAAACUGAUAAAAAAAAUACAUUUAAUUAUACAUUUUCGAGAGUGCAAGCACUCUGGCGUAUCUUGACGAAAUUUUGUUUCGCAUCUUGUCUUACGAAGCGCUUGAUUUUUGAUUGAAUUUGUAUUUUUUAAACGCAUGCAUUAGAAAUGUACAUACUUAUUAUCAAUUUCCUUUGAGAGCUUUGCUAAAUUUGACAAACAAAACCGUAAUUUCGCUAAUUAAACUUAAGAAUAGUAAGUAGUGUCAGUUUUCGUCAGAGUUUGUUUAUUCAUGGUGGUUCAGUUAAAUUAGGCUUGGAAACAUUCUAAGUUAAUGAACCGUAAGUUAAAAACAAAAUACAGGAAAAGUUUAUUAAGUGUUAAUCGUGA